Closterium sp. Yama58-4 is the source of this 810-nucleotide messenger RNA. The record is from the annotation of a GenBank genome assembly. Lineage: Eukaryota; Viridiplantae; Streptophyta; Zygnematophyceae; Desmidiales; Closteriaceae.
AUGGCAAAGCCAGUAAGCCUUUUCGCGUACCCAAAGCCUUUCACCACGGGAUGUGGUGCGGAGCUGGCUUUCAGUGUGAACUUUACAUUCUGCCUCGUUCCCCAGAAUGGUAUUGGCGGGUUCAACGGCUUUGCAUUUGUGAUCACGGCAAAGGGCAAGGUGGGAAAAUCUAAUGGUGUAGGGUAUGGUGGAAUGGACAAGAGGAGUGUAGCCAUUGAAUUUGACACACUUCAGAAUGCCAACCACAAUGAUCCAACGGAGCAGCAUAUAGGGCUCAACAUCAAUGGCUCGGACAAUUAUUUGGUCGCAGUGGAGUCACCAUUCACUCUGACCGACGGUGAAUCAUACACGGCAUGGGUGGACUAUGACCCUUGGAAUUCUGGGGCACUUCAAGUGUUUUUGGCGAAUUCCAGGGUGAAGCCAGAGAUGCCGCUGCUGCAGAGGGAGCUGUCGCUGUGCACGGUGCUGCAGCCUGAUGCACGCGAUUGCCAAAUCCGCCAUGCGAACAGGCAAGUAAUUUGGGUGAGUGGGGUGUUGGUGAUGGCAAUGACAGUCAGUCUUGAUGAUGAUGAUGAUGAUGAUGAUGAUGAUGAUGAUGAUGAUGAUGAUGAUGAUGAUGAUGAUGAUGAUGAUGAUGAUGAUGAUGAUGAUGAUGAUGACGAUGACGAUGACGAUGGCGAUGGCGAUGGCGAUGGCGAUGGCGAUGGCGAUGAUGAUGAUGAUGAUGAUGAUGAUGAUGAUGAUGAUGAUGAUGAUGAUGAUGAUGAUGAUGAUGAUGAUGAUGAUGGUGGUGGUGGUGGUGAUGAAUAA